Molecule: messenger RNA, 1050 nt
Organism: Phoenix dactylifera (date palm)
Lineage: Eukaryota; Viridiplantae; Streptophyta; Magnoliopsida; Arecales; Arecaceae
Source: RefSeq, a predicted model, not a curated record
UUCUCACGAGCCGGAAAGGACAACGGACCCCUGACAGUCCCUCAGUAGAGCCCUCCCUUCCCCGGCAACCACCCCGCAACCCAAUCCUCCCCUUUUCCUGUACAAAAUCAGAAAACCAAGCUCUAAACUUUCCGAGCAUUCGGUCUCUUGCUUUCUUCUCUUUGUUGUUAGUGCGAGCAGUGGGUAGAGAAAAUGGAUGGAGGAAAAAGAAAUCUGUCAUCGAAGUUAGCCAUCCUUAUCUUCCAUCUCCUUCUCGCUCUCCUAAUCUCGACCACUCCUAUCCAUGCUCUCAACAUCGGCGUCCAGUCCGUCAACUCCGGCAUCACCGCAGUCAGCAUUAUACAAAUAUAUAAAAAAUUCUUCUUCCUCCUUCCUUUUUUUUCUUUUUUUUUUUUCAAUUUUUAUUACUUUACAUUCAUUUUUUUUUCCUGUUUGAUUGUUCCACAGAGCAAGCAGCAGCAGUGCAGCAGAACCUGCGCGUCACAGCACUGCAAUGCUCCUCCAUUUCUGAAAUAUGGAAAAUACUGUGGGAUUUUAUACAGCGGCUGCCCGGGGGAGAAGCCAUGCGAUGCGCUCGACGCCUGCUGCAUGACCCACGACAACUGCGUCGAAUCCAAACACAAUGACUACUUGAAUGUGGAGUGCAACGAGAACUUACUCAACUGCAUCGCUAAGGUGAGAGCUUCCGGGAAGGGAACGUUCAAGGGGAACAAGUGCAUGGUGGAGGAGGUGGUGGAUGUGAUCACUCUGGUGAUGGAGGUUGCCUUGUUGGCUGGGAGGGCUCUUCACAAGCCAUAGCAGAUGGUAUGGUAUGGGAUGAUGCUCCGGGCUCCUCGUUUUCUGAGUGCAUCACAUGGCGUCCUUCAGUCUGUAAUCUUAUCCCAAUUAUUAAUAAGGUGGUUCCUUGUCCUGGAUAGACCCCUGUCUCUGAAAUGCCUCUCUUUUCCCACAAGGGGCCUUUUUUAAUGGGUUUUUGGAAUUGUUGCUGUUAUCUUUCCUGGCAUACUCCUCAAAAAAAAAAAAAAAAAAAAAAAAAAAAAUCUUUCUUGG